This is a messenger RNA of Gadus macrocephalus (Pacific cod), 1177 nucleotides long. It is a transcript of the gene rgs1, whose product is annotated as regulator of G protein signaling 1. The coding region runs from base 16 to 657 and encodes 213 amino acids. The record is from RefSeq and is a predicted model, not a curated record. Lineage: Eukaryota; Metazoa; Chordata; Actinopteri; Gadiformes; Gadidae. The transcript is spliced from 4 exons.
ACAGCGGAUCAGGUGAUGCCGCAGACCAGGAGGGAGGAUGCACCCCAAGAUCACAGCAACAAUACUUUGCAUGGUCAUUUCCAUAUUUUCCUUCAUGGUGGUGGAGGACCUCAUCUAGCUUUGUCCCGUCACUUGCCUUCCUCAUCUCGGGACAAUCUCAAUCCCAGCGUCGCACUGGCAGGACCUUUCUUCUCUUCCCCUCACAGCGGACGUGGAGAUGGGGAUAAAGGUAGAUUGUGUUGCUUUCCUAAGGACCCGCUGGAAGAUAUUGAUAAGUGGGGGGAAUCAGUGGACAAAGUCUUGAGCUCUAAAGCUGGACAGAUAGCCUUCGUGGAGUUCCUCAAGUCUGAGUACAGCGAGGAGAACAUACUGUUUUGGCUGGCAUGUGAGGAGUACAAAAACAUCAAGAACAGUCCGGAAAUGAUCUCCUCGGCCAACAGGAUCUACACAGAGUUUGUGCAGACAGAGGCACCUAGACAGAUUAACAUAGACUGCACUACAAGAGAAAACAUCACCAAGAACAUCUCGCAGCCCACACUGACGUCAUUCGACUCGGCGCAGAAGCUCAUCUACAGCCUGAUGGCCCGAGAUUGUUACCCCCGGUUCCUGAAGUCUGACGUCUACCAGGGUCUCCUCAUGAGAAAGGAACCCAGUUGACUCUUUUUGUUUAGUUUUGGUUUUCAAACCACCCCCCACUGCCCCCCUACCCUCAAACCUAUGGAUGAACCCCCGCACCAACCGCUAUGGUCCCCUCCUGGGACCAGUCCCCUCCUGGGACCAGUCCCGUCCUUGGUCCUGUCCCGGGUCCUGUCCCUCCUGGGUCCUGUCUCCUCUGGGAUCCUAUCUCCUCCUGGGUCCUGUCUUUCCGUGUGGCUAACUGGAUUACGCCAUAACACUGCCGCGUUCCUUUACAGCGCAUCAGAAGCAGCCGUUGUUGUCCUUGUGUGAUGGUUUAGCAGUACAUACCUGUAAUAUAGCUCAUGUCUGGUGUUUAGAUCAAGAAAAACAAACCAAAAAAAUGUUUUAUGUAACACAUUUUUCAUCCCCUUUAUUUAUAUUUUUUCUAUACACUAUACACAUGCAUUUCAAUACACAAGCAAUUUAUUGUAAAUAGUCUUAUUGACAUCCAAUCAAAUUUGAAUUGAAAAAAAAAAGCAUCUUUCACUUUUGAAAUGAA